This is a messenger RNA of Amoebophrya sp. A25, 564 nucleotides long. Lineage: Eukaryota; Dinophyceae; Syndiniales; Amoebophryaceae. The record is from the annotation of a GenBank genome assembly.
AUGCUGAAACAGAUGACGACUUCUUCUAAUCCAUCUGCUUCAUUGCCCUCUUCGUCUUCGCUGAAUAAACCGAGAUCUACGAAUAAAAUCAGAGGUCUCUUCUUACCAGAGCAAGAGGCUGAGAAGGGAGGUGGAAUGGACACCCAGAAACAGAAGAAGACGGAAGGAAAAGUAAGUCUACAUCCGUUUAAGUCGAAUUAUUUUACCUCCCAGGCAGCCACCGAGAAGAGGAGGGAAGGACAGCUGCGCAGGUAUGCUGCGGUAAAAAGGGCUGAGCAGCUGGCGAAGGAAGUAGUGUGCAAGCAGGGAAGUACCAUGAAGAUGAACCCACAAGCACUUCUAGCAGUAUUUUCAAUCAAACAACAGGAGAUGUUCAAGAAGAGGGCGAAGGCACGGGCAGACACAAUGCAAAAACAGGCGGAAGAAGCGAAACGCCGUGACGUUUCGUUGGUGGUAGGACCUUUUGGCUUGAUGAUGACAGGACAGCAGAAGGAGGAGAUCAAAAAACAGGCGGAGAUGACACGUCUGAUGAACGCAUCUGUACAACUCAUGAAUCAGAUAUAG